Molecule: messenger RNA, 2321 nt
Organism: Saprolegnia diclina VS20
Lineage: Eukaryota; Oomycota; Saprolegniomycetes; Saprolegniales; Saprolegniaceae
Exons: 11
Coding region: 19-2202 (727 amino acids)
Source: RefSeq, a predicted model, not a curated record
CCGACCACCCAAGAUCCCAUGGAUCAAAACCUGACAGAGGCCAGCAUGGAGCAUGGGCUGGGAGGAGCGAGUCGGGGGGAGCCCAUGAAGGGCCUCGGGGACAUGCCAGACCCCGCGAUAGACGACUUCCUCGUCGACGAUGAGGUGCGCCCGCUGCAGCCCGAGACACACCCCGAGCAGGCUGCAGUGGCAUCGAUUGCAUCGCCUGCCCCACGAGAGGCGCCUGUAGAGCCGCCGGUCGCUACCAGCACUAACGGCAUGCAUGCAGCAUCUUCAGUACAACCUAUUGUCCCAGCGGCCACGCCGACGACAGCCGACGAGCCGGUAGCGGCCAAACGCGCCGGACCGACCUUGGACGAGAGUGGCCCGACCAAGCGCCCCAAGCCCAUCGAGACGACCGUGCCGGCCAUGUCGGCCGAGGCUCUAAAGACAGCACCUUCGUGGCUCACGCACCCAGCUACGCCGCCCGUCGUCGUCAAGCCCGUGCCCGCGACCGUGAGCACCGUCAAGCCGUGCUGGCUCUGCGGCCGCAACGACGGCCAAGUCUUGCCGUGCAUGGGCUGCUUGAUCACAGUGCACGCCGAGUGCAUUGGCGGUCACCAGCUCUGCGGCAGCUGCCGCCUCACGCAAGCCGCGCCCGCCUUUGAACCAGUCGCGAAUAGCGACCCGACUACCGCUGCGAUGGUCCGUGGCAUUUCCUACAUCCACUCGGUCAUGUCCAAGCCGGACCUCUUCUCGCUCGUGGGGCACGUCUCGGUGCUGCACCUGCUCGAGCUCGCUGUCCACGCGCCGCCGGCCGUCAAGCCCAUGGCCGAGUACUACAUUCCUCAGUUUACACAGCGCUGGCUCCGGGACAAGCUCGUGGACGUUGUGACCAAGAAGCUCUCGACCAAAGACCUUAUCAACGCCAUCGUCGGUCUCUACAGUCUCAAGCGAGCCAACGUCUCGAACGCGCUUGUCGAGGCCAUCGCCGUGCAAAUCGCACAGCACUCGGUCGUGGACCUCCUGGGGUGGGACCCGCGAAGGGAGCUGCCCAACGUCCGGUACUCGAACCUCUGUGGCGGCUGUGGCAUUCGCAAUGACCGUCGAGUCGUCAAGUGCAAGUGCGGUCGACUCUGCUCGUUUCCGUCUCUAUACGAAGGGUUUCGGUCGACGUUUGUGAUCGUCUACCACGCCGAGCAAGUGGGCAUGUCCAUUGGGUGCAGCAUUGUCGACGUGAUCCAGCACUGGCCGGUGCUACGCAAGUGCUACAUCACAAACCCGGCCUCGGUGCAGGAAAACACGCUCUACGGCGAGCAGCUCAAGAUGAUUUGCUCGCUCUUGGACCUCCUGAGCAACCACGGAACCCGGCUGUUCCACCCGUCGCUCUUUGCGCUCGAGCACAAGCUUCUCUUCAACGCCGACAUGCUCCGGAAAUGGAUGAAUUCAACCAUGUACGACCAGCUCGGCACGGCCCUGCACUGCAUGCAGCUCUUCUCGGUGACGUCGCCCGCGCACCAGCAAGUGAUUGCGACCUGCCGCACGUUUGUGAGCCAGCACCAGCAGCUGAACGGGUCGUGGGGCUUUGUCAACGAGACGCAUAAAUACGUCGACAUUUUGCGCUACAAGGCGACGCACUCGUGUGUCAAGGCACUCAUGUCGCCGAUUGCAUCCGGCUUUGGCCCGAGCCACGUCGACGUCCACGCGUACCUCCAACAGUGGACACCGACGCCGCACAUGACACCCGCCGGCAUCCACAUCACACACCGUUCCUUUGACAACUUGCGCAAGAUGUACAAGGGCCACUUUGAGAUUGGCAAGCCCGACGACGAUGGCAACGUGUUGCGUGCCGCGAUCCAGCAGCACCUGAGCAACCUCCUUCAAACGACGACCGAGACCGAUCCGGUCGUGACGCCGCGCGGCUGGCAGCGCUACACGCGGGAUGUCUGGGACCGGGACACGGUCAUCGAGUCGUACAACGUGCUCACAAUGUCGGACCUCUCGAUCUUUGACGGCCUCAAGUUUGAGGAUGGUGAAGUGCUCGUUGCGGCCGACGAAGCCGCGGCCAACGCGCAGGACGACGACGACCUGCUCAUCAAUGACGACGAAGACGAUGACGACGAUGACGUCAUUGACACGGACACGGCCAUUUUGGUCGAUGACGACGACGACGACGAAGAGACAAAGACCAAUGCCGACGGCGACGACGACGACGCAGCGUAACUACGACUGUAGACAUUGUCUUUGCAUACUGGCGCUGAGAAUCCACGCCGUAUCCUUGCUGUCGGGAUACCUUCAACUCGGCUCUGCACUUCCAACGGUCCAUGAAGCUCCGUCGAGAC